UACGCAAUCGAAAAGCCGGUUGAGUUGCGCCAUCCCAUCCCGACGGUCACUCUCACCUCGUCCUCGCCGCUUACCACUAAUUACCAAAAUGUAUUACAAAUUUAGUGGGUUCACACAAAGACUAACGGGAGCGUUGCCAACCUCCGCCUACAACCCUCAGGGCUUGAGGUCAAAUAUACCUUCUGAAUCCCCUACAAUCAUCUUUGCCACACCAACUAAACUGGUGUCUGAGUCAGGUGCUGCAGUGGAGUAUAUGGGUGCCAACAAGGUUCAAGACCUCCAGAGGAUAUUUCAGGCCUCAGAUGAGAUUCCUGUCCAUCUGAAGCGAGGUGUUCCAGACAGACUCUUGUACAGGACCACCAUGGCUCUGACAGUCGGGGGAGCUCUCUACUGUCUUGUGGCUCUUUAUAUAGCAGCACAGCCCAAAAAGUGAACUGUACCCAGCUUCUUCUUUUCAUCGACUCACAUCAUCAGUGAUGAAAUAACAUUUGUGAUCUGUAUCUUUGUUCUACUUAUCAUUAAUAUAAGCAAUAUCCCUCCCAGCAUCAAUCACCAUGAACA
Messenger RNA from Rhinichthys klamathensis goyatoka, 561 nucleotides. RefSeq names its product cytochrome c oxidase subunit 7A-related protein, mitochondrial (gene cox7a2l). The record is from RefSeq and is a predicted model, not a curated record. Lineage: Eukaryota; Metazoa; Chordata; Actinopteri; Cypriniformes; Leuciscidae. Gene Ontology annotation, biological process: mitochondrial electron transport, cytochrome c to oxygen; mitochondrial respirasome assembly; regulation of oxidative phosphorylation. Bases 89 to 433 code for a protein of 114 amino acids. The transcript has 3 exons.